Molecule: messenger RNA, 875 nt
Organism: Triticum urartu
Lineage: Eukaryota; Viridiplantae; Streptophyta; Magnoliopsida; Poales; Poaceae
Product: Nucleic acid-binding, OB-fold-like protein
Biological process (GO): RNA processing
Cellular component (GO): cytoplasm; nuclear exosome (RNase complex)
Molecular function (GO): RNA binding
Source: RefSeq, a predicted model, not a curated record
CCGAAACAGGCAGAGCGAAACCCUCUCCUCGCAUUCCCCCGAACCCAAACCCCCAACCAAUGGCGGCCACGGCAAUGGAGCACGACGGCGGCGCCGAGGUGGUGGUCACCCCGGGGGAGCUCCUCGGCCCCUCCUCGUCCCUCGAGGCCGGGCGCGGCGCCUACGCCGACGGCCGCCCCCUGCGCGCGGCGGUCCGCGCCCGCCGCCGCCGCUUCGUGGCCCCCGCCCCCGGCUCCUCCGACCUGAGGUCCACGGUGGAGGUGGUCGGGCACAAGGCGCACGGAGCCGUGCCGCAGCCGGGGAGCAUCGUCAUUGCCCGUGUGACAAAGGUUAUGGCUAGAAUGGCGUCUGCAGAUAUAAUGUGUGUUGACUCAAAGGCUGUCAAGGAAAAGUUCACUGGCAUGAUAAGGCAGCAAGAUGUUCGUGCAACUGAGAUUGACAAGGUGUAUAUGUACCAGUCAUAUCGACCUGGCGAUAUUGUUAGAGCUCUGGUUCUCUCUCUUGGUGAUGCAAGGGCAUACUACCUUUCGACUGCCAAGAAUGAACUUGGAGUUGUUUCUGCCCAAAGUAUAGCGGGUGGUACGCUGGUCCCAACCAGUUGGACUGAGAUGCAAUGUGAAUUGACUGGCCAAAUCGAGCAAAGAAAAGUUGCAAAAGUGGAGUAGAUCUUGUUUAUUUUGCAAGAUAGGAAGGUUUUGAUGGUGUACGAUAUGUUUGAUCAACAACUUGGGGUCCUCCGGGCAUGAUCAUUGUCACUGGAUUUAGCACAUUAACACUGCCCGUGUGGUGCUAUUUUGACUAGGUUUUAAGUGUAACGCAGCUAUGUUUGUUGAAUGUUAUUUUGGGCUUUGAGUGAGAUUGUGAUGUUGUGGUCU